Molecule: messenger RNA, 1259 nt
Organism: Diachasmimorpha longicaudata
Lineage: Eukaryota; Metazoa; Arthropoda; Insecta; Hymenoptera; Braconidae
Gene: Vamp7
Product: Vesicle-associated membrane protein 7
Exons: 5
Coding region: 251-913 (220 amino acids)
Biological process (GO): exocytosis; vesicle fusion
Cellular component (GO): SNARE complex; membrane
Molecular function (GO): SNAP receptor activity; SNARE binding
Source: RefSeq, a predicted model, not a curated record
GAUGCUCAACGUAAGCACUGGGUGGGGGUGUGUAGUUCACAUCUGGCAUCUCUCUUGACGUUUCUCUCAACACCAAGUAACUUGAGUAAAACCCAGCCUUGAUAAUAAUUAAUCAAGUUGAUAAUUAUAUUGAUGUGAAUUUACAUACGGCAAUUUAUUAGCUCGAAGAGGAGUUGAUCAACGUCAUCCCAACAGCUCUGUGAAAGUUGACGGAUUAAUACGUCUUAUUUGAUCGACUGGAGCCAUCAACAUGCCACUGCUGUACAGUGUCGUUGCACGUGGGCCCACAGUGCUGGCCAAGUAUGCCUCAUGCUCUGGAAACUUCGAGGAAGUGACUGAACAAAUUCUUUCAAAAAUACCACCCCAGAAUGACAAACUCACCUACUCUCAAGGACCCUAUCUCUUUCACUACAUCUGCGAGGACAGGAUUAUCUACAUGUGUAUAUCAGACGAUGAUUUCCAACGAUCGAGAGCAUUCUUAUUUCUGAACGAGAUCAAGAGGAGAUUCCAAGCUAGCUAUGGGCCUGGUGCACAGGCUGCCCUGGCCUAUGCCAUGAACACGGAAUUCUCCAGAGUAUUGGCCAAUGAAAUGAGACACUACAGCGAAUCAAAGGACAUCGACACUCUAUCAAAAGUACAUGGUGAACUGGACGAAUUAAAAGAUAUCAUGGUGAGGAAUAUCGAUAACAUUGCAAUGAGAGGAGAGCGAUUGGAGUUGCUUGUUAAUAAGACUGAAAAUUUGACUGCCAGUUCUGUCACAUUCAGAAAGACCAGCAGAAACUUGGCAAGAUCUCUUUUCUGGAAAAAUAUAAAAAUCUAUGCAAUUGUUGGUGCUGUUCUGAUAGUGGGUGUCUACUUCAUCGUAUCCAUGUUCUGCGGGGGGCUCGCCUGGCAAAAGUGCGUUGGGAACUGAUAAGAACGCAACAAGUCCCAUAAAAAUAGGGAAAAUUGGGGGAAACAGCACAUGUGAUACAGCUAUUGAAUAUAUUCACCGCUCCAGACGUUUAUUAACUCGUAAGGACUGUAUAUAUUGUAUACGUAUUGAUUAUCGCAUCAUUUAUCCGACAUUAUUAUCGAUCCGUUAGAUAUGACAAUUUGAUAACACGUCCAGAUGAUAAUAAUUAUAUGUAAUUCUUGUAUUUUGGAAAUUCAACUGUAUCUGACACUUAUUAUUUGGAGAGGAAUAAUUAUUGAAAUAUAAUGGUUAGAGGUGAAAAGUUAUGUAUUUUCAAUUAUUUCGAAAUAAAAGAGAUUAUCAG